Molecule: messenger RNA, 957 nt
Organism: Effrenium voratum
Lineage: Eukaryota; Dinophyceae; Suessiales; Symbiodiniaceae
Source: the annotation of a GenBank genome assembly
AUGGUUCAGACCCGUUUCCGAUACCGCAACCGCCUGAUGGCGUUCGCCGUCGUCCUUGCCGCAGCCGUGGCGCCGCUCGGGCCGGCCGGGACGGCGCUCGGCCCCUCGCCCGCCUUGGCCUCCGAGAUCAAGGUCGUGGUCAAUGACGAGGUGGUCACGAGCUACGACAUCGCCCGCCGCUCCGCUUUUCUUCGGCUGCAACGGCGGCCCGGCAAUGUGCGGCAAUUGGCAACCGACGAGCUGAUCGACGACGCGCUCAAGCGAAGCGCGCUGCGGCGCGCCGGCAUCAACAUCCCGGACUCGAUGGUCAGCAGCGCGUUCGGCAAUUUCGCCAGCCGCAACAAUAUGAGCACCGGCCAGCUUACGCAGGUGCUGAACCAGGCCGGCGUGACGGCCGACCAUUUCAAGGAGUUCAUCCGGCUGCAGAUCGGCUGGGGCCAGCUCGUCCAGUUGCGCGCGCGGUCCGAGAGCCAGAUGAUGAGCGAACAGGAUGUCGUCGCCCGGAUGCUGGAGCAAGGCGGCCAGAAGCCGACAUCGACCGAAUACAUCCUCCAACAGGUGAUUUUCGUGGUUCCCGAGGCCAAUCGCGGCCAGCUUUCCGCCCGCCGCACCGAAGCCAACCGCAUGCGCGGCCGCGUCAGCAGUUGCGACCAGACGCUGGCGAUGGCGCAAAACCUGCGCGAUGUCACCGUGCGCGAUCUGGGCCGGAUUCUCGAGCUGCAACUGCCGUCCAACUGGGCCGAUGACAUCAAGGGGCUGCGGGCCGGCCAGACCACCAACAUCAAGGACACCGAACGCGGCGUCGAGUUCAUCGUCGUCUGCCGGGCGCGGCAGGUCAGCGACGACCGCGUGGCGCAGCUCCAGUUCUCGACCGAAGCACUUGAAGGCGAUGGCGGCGAUGCCGGCGCCAGCCUGUUGGCGGAACUGCGCGAGAAUGCCCGCAUCCAGCGCCGCUGA